AUGAAGAAAUCUAAUUCAUCUAACUCUUCAUCUAUUUCUAAGUAAAGUCAAAAUAAAUAGUUACACAACUAAAAAACUAAAGCUUCAUUCUUAAGAAAAUUAAAAACAGAAGAUUUUUCUUUAAGAAGGAAAUUGAUGAAUCAAAAUGUAAUUGGAAAAUUAAAAGUUUUGAUAAAGGAAUGUUAAUAGCAUGUAUAUAUAUUAUUAGAAGAUCCACAAAGUUCAAAUUUAGCAAAAGUGAUAUAAAUUAUACUUUUGCUAAGCAUUUUAUUAUCAUGUAUUACAAUAAUAGUGGAUUCUAUUUAUGAAUCAGGCAAUGAAACCUAUGAUUCUGUAAGUUCUACUAUUGAACUGUAUUUAUUUGUAUUUUUUGGUACUGAGUAUCGUAAGAUUAUAUAUUUAUAAUUAGUUUUACGUUUAUUUUCAACAAGUGCUUUUGAUAGAUCACUCUUGUAAUUUAUAAUUUCUCCAAUGAAUUUGAUUGAUUUUGUAUCCAUUUUACCUUUUUUGUUAAGUUUAACAUUAACAGAUGGUUCAUUUUCAUAAUUAAGAGUUUUAAGAUUAAUUAGAUUCAUAAGAAUAUUUCGUUUGUUUAAAUUGUCUAGAUUCAUGAAAGAAAUUUCAAUGUUAGUAAUUUAUUUUGAUAAUUAAGGCAGAUACAGUGAAAAAUUCAUUAAAAGAUAUACUAAUGCUUAUUGUAAUGUUAUUUCUAAUGGUGAUCUUUUUUUCUACAAUUAUAUACUAUUUGGAGUAUAAUGAAGAUGAAAGUGAUUAAGGAGAGAAUCAAAUUAGAUCAAUUCCAGAUGCAAUAUGGUGGUGUGUUGUUACAAUGACAACAGUUGGUUAUGGUGAUUUGAUACCUUAAACAAUAUAAGGGAAAUUUAUAGCAUGUAUAACAGCCUUAUUAGGAACUACAACAAUAUCAUUACCAGUUGCUAUAAUGGGGAUUAAUUUUUAUAGAACAUUAAAGGAAAAUGAUGAAAAUUUAGAGAUUGAUAAAUUAAAAUAGAAAUAUUCAAUUUCAAAUGAAGUUGCUUCAAAUGAUUAAUUAAAUUUAAGAGAAUUAUAAUUUAUGGAAAAUCGUUUAGAAUAAUUAUAUGAGAAUAAUGAGAAGGUUUUAGAUUAUUUAGAAUAAUCAUAAUAACUAUUUGAUGAAUUGACAGCUAAUUUGAUGAGUUUAUAUAAGGCAUUAUCUGAGGAGAUAGAUUUACAUUUAGAAUAUAGAAUGAAAAGACUUAAGAUGAAAUAGAGAGUAAUGAAAUAUAUAAUUAUAUUUUAGAUAAUGAAAAUUGAAAAGAAUAUAGAAUAGAAAAAAUCAAUAGAAAUUAAUCAAUUAAUACAUUCUUAUCGAGAAAAUUAAAAAAAGAUAGCAUUGUCUCCUAUGAUGGAUGAAUCUAGAAUUGAGAGUAUAAAUAGUGUACAUUCAAGAUUAUAAAGUCUUGGAAAUAUUAAAAGAAGUAGUAGAAUAAGUCAAAUAAAGCAUUUGAAGAGUUCAAGUCUUUUCAAAUCUGCAAGAGAAAUUAAUUUUGAUGCAAAUAGUGAAUUAAAAAGUGACCAUAUAUAAAUACAUGAAAUUCAUAUACCUGAUCCAAUGGAUGAUACUCCUUUAGACAAUUAAUAGAUUAGAUAAAGUUAAAUAGAAGUGAGCAUAAGAGAUGAAUCAAUACAUUCAAGAGGUUCAAAUAAUUAAGAGAACUGCGAUAUUUAAAAUAAAAUAUAAUGCUUGA
Paramecium pentaurelia is the source of this 1727-nucleotide messenger RNA. The record is from the annotation of a GenBank genome assembly. NCBI's taxonomy places the organism in Eukaryota, Ciliophora, Oligohymenophorea, Peniculida, Parameciidae.